GCCGUGACGAUCUCCAGCAGCGGCUCGAACUUGCUGAGCGGCCACGGCGCGAAGGCCCGCACCUCGAGGGCGAUGGUGUCGGGGUCGCCCUUCGACGGCAGCUGCAGCAGGACCUCCCAGCCCAGCUCCGUCUCGGUCAGCUCCAUGCCCAUCGUGUCGCGGCACUCCGCCUGGGGGCCGCCAGGCGCUGCAGCCGCCUGCAGCGCCCCCUCGGUCCAGACGGUCCCCCCGCCGCCGUCCUGCUCGUCGUCCGCUGAGAUCCCCCGCCGACUCCUGCCACUGGCCCCGGCACAACUGCCUCGCCAGGCGCAGGGACUCCACCCGCACGCGCGAGCGCAGCGUCCGCCACGCCAGGUCCUCCUCGGCCGGCCGCUCGCCCGAGGCCUCGCCUGGGGCCGCGCCGGCGGCGGCGGCCACCACGGCUGCCGCGUCGGCCCCGUCCACCUCCAGGCCCGCAUCGCCCGCUCCGCGGCCACCACCCGGGCGCCCAGCACCUCCGAGGGCACGUCGUCCUCCCCGACCUCGACCUCCAAGAGCUUGAGCGACUCGUACUCGCGCAGCAGGCUGGAGUCCGUGGUGUUGAUCACGUCGAGCAGGAAGGCCUCCACCUCGAGAACGGAGUCCGUCUUGAACUCCUCGGGGAUCGUCUGCCGCAGCGUCUUGUGA
Messenger RNA from Prorocentrum cordatum, 666 nucleotides. The record is from the annotation of a GenBank genome assembly. Lineage: Eukaryota; Dinophyceae; Prorocentrales; Prorocentraceae.